AUGGCGUUUGGAGUUUUUGGUCUAUCGACGUUUUCGAAUGUUGUCACAAUGCUGUUCAGUUUCAUUUUUGGUACAAACUAUGUUUUGCUCUUCAAUUCUUUAGUUCAUAGUGACAUCGGUCGGUACUCCACUGCCAUUCGAUUUGUUUCUGCAAUAGGUGGGACACUAGUUUUAAUUGUUUUAAUAGUUAUAUCGUACCUUGAAAGGGUUACCAUUCAUUACAAAGCUUUUGGGACAUUUGUCUUAUUGUUCAACUUCUUUUUAACGCUUCUCUGUAUGAUCGUCACCUUUUGUGUUGACUUUUCUGGCGACUUCAAAAAGGAGUAUUUCUACAUUAUCAUCGAGUGUUUGAAUUGUAUGUUACCUCCCUGCAAUUUUGUGAUCUUUUUUAACUUCAGUUAUUCAUGCAGUGCCCAACACACAACUGCAUAUAUUGUGGGAGUAUCGUUUGGGAAAGUUGUAGCGUGUUCCCUGGCUUUGGCCCAAAUCGACGCCCAGUAUAGUUUCUUUAUAGUUCUCUUAAUUACACUGCUAGCUGUAAUAAUAUGGAUUUUACUUUUAACCGUCUACAACCGCUAUUAUAGUCUUUUGGAGUCUCAAGAAAACAUCAACUUUCCCGGGUCGUUGAGUGACAGUGAGACAGCACUUAUAAUGAAAGAAAGUCCUUCAAAAACUUUUAUUGAAAUUAUCAAGAGAAUUAGGUAUUCACUUCUCACCAUUUUUCUGUGUUAUUUUGUUUCCUUUAUGCUCUUCCCGCGAUUUCUCUCUACGACUUACAGGUGGUUUGCCUGCGAAGAGUUUGGGAGUGCCUACGAAUACCACCAACUCCAAAUCGUCGGAAAAAGAAUUUUGGUGUGCAGUUUAGUCUCUUCUGUUGGUGAUUUCCUUGGAAGGUGUCUCCAGUUCUUCCCCAAAAUUCCACCAGUCAAAUUUGUGUUUACAACAUGUGUCAUUUAUUCCGCUAUAACUCUUGUGGUUGUACUUCUUGUGUAUUUUUCAACGGCGUGGGAUAUCGAUAUAGCUGAAGUGUCACAACUAAUGAUGAGCAUAUUAGGGUUCUUCUUAAGUGGGAUCAACGGGUAUUUAGUUGCUUGUGCGAUCGAACACUCACUUAUUAAUAUCGAGCCUAGACUUGCCGUUGCUGUCGUGUCACUUUCUUUGUACGUUGGGGUCGUCUUUGGAAAUUUAUUUGGUUCCACUGUGUCCUUAAUAGACAACAUCAUUUCAAGCAAUACUGAUUGCUCCAUGCCUCUCUUUGCGUAG
Messenger RNA from Entamoeba invadens IP1, 1263 nucleotides. RefSeq lists its product as hypothetical. The transcript has a single exon. The coding region runs from base 1 to 1263 and encodes 420 amino acids. NCBI's taxonomy places the organism in Eukaryota, Evosea, Mastigamoebida, Endamoebidae. The record is from RefSeq and is a predicted model, not a curated record.